Molecule: messenger RNA, 496 nt
Organism: Amoebophrya sp. A120
Lineage: Eukaryota; Dinophyceae; Syndiniales; Amoebophryaceae
Source: the annotation of a GenBank genome assembly
GCAGGUACAGAUUCGGCGGCCUACUGUUUCCGGCUCGCAGGGCAGCUCCUCUGGGAAGCGCAGUUUCGUCCGGAAGGGGACACAGUUUGUGCACAAGCAGGAUUUGCCGGCCAUGGAUGCAAUGGUGCAUUUUCAGGAUGAGAAGGACGACGAAGUAGAGGUGACAAAAGGUACUGAAGAAGGGCUUGUUCAGAUAAAGAGGACCCUCGGAGGUCUUGUGACGCCGUGUAGAAGUUUUUCUGUCAGAUGAACUACAAUGAUGUCUUGUGAACUACAAUAAUAAAAAGUAAAAGUCACUAUCUUCACUAUCACGACCUACACCUCAGAUGCAGACACGAGCGGCGACGGAAAAAACGGCAAAAACGGAGAAAAAAAUGCCACGACGUUAUCGUCCCGCAAGCCGCGGGUGACGCUGCAAAGGCAAGGCACGGCGUUCGCGCGCUUUACGCCGGGGAAGAUGAACAAGGGGGAUAAAAAGCAGGAUGGCAGCACGAAC